Rubroshorea leprosula is the source of this 1770-nucleotide messenger RNA. The record is from the annotation of a GenBank genome assembly. Lineage: Eukaryota; Viridiplantae; Streptophyta; Magnoliopsida; Malvales; Dipterocarpaceae.
AUAAUCGAUUAGGUUCACUUGCCUAAAAGUAGUUAUAUGGUGAGAGAUGUGAGAUAUUUACUGAUCAUAAAAGUUUAAAAUAUAUUUUCACACAAAAGGAGCUGAAUAUGAGACAGAGGAGAUGGUUGGAGUUACUAAAGGAUUAUGAUUUGGUAAUCAAUUACCAUCCUGGGAAAGCUAAUGUGGUAGCUGACGCAUUGAGUAGGAAGAACCAUAGUAUUCUAGCUGUUUUAAUUACUUCUCAAAGGUAUAUCUUGGAAGAUUUGAUUAAGAUGGAUGUUAGAGUAUAUAGGCAAGACUUAGAUGCACUUUUGGCUAGUUUGCAAGUCCAGCCAACCUUGAUCGAGAAGAUAAAGACUGCCCAGUUCGAUGAUCCAUUUUUGCAGCAAAUGAGACAAAAGGUGGAGUCCAAUGAUCCCAAACUGGAAUCUUUUAGGAUUCAUGAAGAUGGUUCUAUUAGGCACGGUGAUCGAAUUUGUGUUCCUAAUGAUUCAGAGUUAAAGGAGGUAAUUAUGAAAGAAGCUCACAAUACUGGGUAUACGGUUCAUCCUGGAAGUACUAAAAUGUACAGAGAUUUGCGAGGAACCUUCUGGUGGAAUAACAUGAAAAGGGAAAUAGCCGAUUUUGUGGCUCAGUGUUUGACAUGCCAACAGGUUAAGAUUGAGCAUCAAAGACCAGCUGGCAAGUUGCAGCCACUUCCUAUUCCAGAGUGGAAGUGGGAACAUAUAACCAUGGACUUUGUCACUGGUUUUCCUGCAACAAAAAAUGGAAAUGAUUCUAUUUGGGUUAUUGUUGAUAGGUUAACCAACUCUGCCCAUUUUCUUCCCUAUAAAACAGGAAUGCAAAUAGAGGGAUUUGCAAAGUUAUACUUAAAAGAGAUUGUGAGGUUGCAUGGGAUACCGGUGUCUAUUGUUUCAGAUAGAGAUUCUCGUUUUGUUUCUCAUUUUUGGGGUAGUGUACACAGUGCUUUAGGAACAACUCUUAAUUUUAGCACCGCUUAUCAUCCACAAACAGAUGGACAGUCUGAAAGAACCAUUCAGACUUUGGAAGACAUGUUGAGAGCAUGUGUAAUUGAUAUGAAAAAUUCUUGGGAUCAUCAUUUACCUCUCCUAGAAUUUGCUUAUAAUAAUAGUUACCAUGCAAGUAUUAAGAUGGCUCCAUAUGAGGCUUUAUAUGGGAGGAGGUGCAGGUCUCCAAUAUGUUGGACAGAUGUUGGGGAAAGGAGUUUGUUGGGCCCAGAGUUGGUCCAGCAAGCUACAGAGAAAGUUCAUCUUAUACGAGAGCAUCUUCGUGUUGCACAAAGUAGGCAAAAGAGUUAUGCAGAUAAUCGGAGACGUGAUUUAGAAUUUGCUGUGGGAGAGAAGGUAUUUUUGAAGGUGUCACCUACUCAAGGUGUUGUGAGGUUCGGUAUUCGAGGAAAGCUUAGCCCUCGCCUUAUUGGUCCCUUUGAGAUUUUAGAAAGGGUUGGAGAAGUGGCUUAUAGGUUGGCAUUACCGCCAAAUUUAUCGGAGGUGCAUAAUGUUUUUCAUGUAUCAAUGCCAAGGAAGUAUGUUCCAGACCUUAGUCAUGUGAUUGAGCAUAUCAUGUUCCAAUCCAAUUGAGAGAGGACCUCUCCUAUGAAGAACAACCAAUUUGUAUUGUUGACCGAAAGGAGCAAGUGUUGAGAAGACGUGUUAUACCCUAUGUUAAGAUUCAGUGGAGUAAUCAUACAGAGCGGGAGGCAACAUGGGAGUUGGAGGAAGAUGCUAGGAAAAAAUACCCGCAACUUUU